Molecule: messenger RNA, 3024 nt
Organism: Lates calcarifer (barramundi perch)
Lineage: Eukaryota; Metazoa; Chordata; Actinopteri; Centropomidae
Product: probable G-protein coupled receptor 160
Exons: 2
Coding region: 881-1933 (350 amino acids)
Cellular component (GO): signaling receptor complex; plasma membrane
Source: RefSeq, a predicted model, not a curated record
UUAGAAUUAUGAGGAAUUUAUACAGUUGUACUGCUUUUUAAAGAAGAUGAGAAAAGAAAUGAUUCAGACACAAAGCCAGUGGUUUCACUUAACACUCAUCUAAUCGAGUACAAAGUUCAGGCACUGCCACAUCUACCACACCCACACUGACUCCUCCUAUACCUAGAAGUGUGUGGACCUUUACGUGUUUAUGACCUAUAUUUACAACAAGAGCAAACAAGUCAAGCAAACAACCUGUGACAAACUGUGAAACAAAAUUAAAUAGUCAACACCCCUUCUUAUCGGAUUGAUUUUUGUAAGGUUUAUGGUGUAAAAAUAUCAAAUGUCAUGUCAUGCAAUACAAAAAUGACAUGCUUUAACACAAUCACUCCACAUGCUUUUCAACUUUUAUCCUAAAGCUAAUAAUUAACAAUACAGCAGCCAGAGUUAAAAUGUAGCUGCUCCUAGAUUCCUUGUUUGAACAAAACCAGUCGCAGGGUGUGGUUUCAACUCACAAGCAAUGCAUAAGGAUCUGAGUUUCAUCUGGGUUACCUAUCACAGGGAACGCAAAUUAACACAACAAGAGGAAGCCACCUCUGGGGCAUAUGGGAGGAAAAACAAGCAGGUUUCCUUGAAGACAACACAGGUGUGGCCUAUCAGCUGUUGGCAUUCACAAUGGAAAGGUGGAGCCAUCAAGAGCUUAUAGGACAACUACACCUAACAGUCAUAAACCUGCACAGAUGAGUCUCUGUGACAGUGUGCAACAUUACUGGAGAAGAGUUAAGCAUCUGGAUCUCUACUGAGUUUCACUGGACAACAGUAACCCUGAGCAGACAGCUUUUCCAGGAGCAUCUUGAUACUAAACUGAGUGUUGUUGCAACAACUUCAUCACACCUUCAAAAUGCUGGCCAUAGUAGAGCAAUGGGUGGAGAGCUCUGGCUGUCACACCGACAACACAGAGAAGUAUCUCUUCCUUAUGGUUUUCAAGUUGGGACUGGAUGCAGCCAUCUUUUACCUUUGCUGCUGGAAGCUGCGUACAUCCUUUUUAAACAUGUGCAGCCUGUCCAUUAUCCUGGCUGACUUGGUGAUGGUAUCUUGUACGGCAGCUGUGUGGUUUCUUGGGGGUGAAAGGUCUCCUGUGUCAUCCUGUUUCAUUUUGGCUCAUAGCUCUGCAAUAUUUGGAGCACUGCCACUGCCCAUGAUUUGCCUGGGUUUAUUUGAUUACUGUAUAGAAGAUACCUGCAUUGGCAACAAGAGCGCCCUCUGCAAAUUCCUCAGGAACGUGGUCUUGACAUUGCUAGUGUGGACGCAAGCUGUUAUCUACUCCUUUGUUUCUGUGAAAGCUGAGGUGACUGUACUGGAUUAUGCGAGAGGGAUAAAGGCUGCGGUGUGUGUGGUAGAGGAAUCUUCACUGAUUAUCUACUUCAUUUUGGGGCUUUUCACCACAGUAAUUUUUGCAAUGCUGCCCUUUUGGUCCAGAAUACCCCAGUGGGUGAGAGAGGCAGACAGGUUAUCAGAAUUGAGGGAAGAACGAGAGAAUCAGAGGAGCGACUUGUUCACAUCGUGCCCCCCCACAGAGACAAAAAACAGUAAGGAGCGUUAUCCAGAGGAGACCAUCGAGUCACGACCACCUCUGUGGUUCAGCCUGACUCUGGGCUUUACUAUAUUUUGGAUGCCUUAUCUCGCUGUGUCUGUGGCUUGUCUGGUCUUUGGCUACGGAGUACCUGCCUACAUCACUGUCAACCUUCUGUGGUUGGAGUGCACCAACAGUUUACUGGUGGGUGUGGUGUUCUGGAUAAAGGGCAGAUCACUGGGGCCAUACAGCCAUCUACCAGAAAAUGUAUGCUUAUGGCGCAUUUACUGGUAUUUGAGCAAAGGAACACAGCAGCAGCAGCUCCCUGUGGCUGUGUUUAACCCUUCAAAAGACAAGAGAAACACCCUUCUCUAUGUGUGAUAUAAAGAAGCUCACACCACAGACUUCAUGAGAAUGAGCCAGCCUUUGUAGACAGUUCACCUAUGUGAAUGCUGUGACUGUCAAACAGCUCGGACACAGACAUGCUGCAUCUCUAGCGUCUAGCACAAGUUCCCUGGAGCAAAGACUUAGAAAAAGACUUGCAAAAAUGUUGCAGUUGACGAGAGAUUUUGACUGGACUUCUGAAUAUAAUUCUUUGAAGAGCUGAGCAGCAAAGUAUUGUGUAUUGUGUCUUUACAGAAAUUAUCAGGAAUUUUAUAUUUUCUAGAUUCCUUUGUAAAUGUUUGUCAUAUCUAUAUACAAUUCCUUUUGAUAAUCCUAAACAGAUGUAGCUUUCAAAAGGCUUUUUUUUUAAAUAAAAAAUUGUUCACAUGGCAAAUUUCUAUGUCUACUGUUUUCUUAAUGCUCUUCUCAUUAGAUUUAAGUGGGUGGGCCACAGUUUGGAAAAGAUUACAACAGGUAUGCCAAUCGAAAUCUGAUGACAAAAAGUUAUUUGCUCAAGUUGCAUGAGUAAACCACACCCACACAGUCCCGAUAAAGCUUUUCUAAGAACUUUAACUUUGCAUAUUUCCCUCUCCUAGUAAUGACUAUUCAAUGGUACAUACAAAAGCUUUUCCAGUUAGGAGUUUUAAAAGAACUGUCAAUAUGCAAGUGAUAGCAAGUCCCAGUCCUGUGCUUCAGGGUUUUGUUGUGGGCUGACUAACUGGACCACAGACUACCUUUAAAGGGAAACUUAAUCCACAAGGGACACACCAGAACCAAGAAGUCCCAUAAAUCGUCACAAAGCCUGUGUCACUCACAGAAAACACCAAGUGUUCAAUGAAGGUAGCUUACUUUAGGCAACACUAAAUGUAUCCUACUUGACACAAGUUAUUGAUCACUACUGUGUUUUUAAAUGCACAAGGUAAAAAGGGUAAAACAUUUCCAAUGCAGAGGCUUGGUUAUUAUACCUCAAUAAGUCUCUCUUUUUCCACUGUGAGCACUAUGACACCCAAGAGGAAGACAAUCACUAAACAAGCAAAGAAAUCAAGGUAAAAUCACAGAGGAGGAGGUGAACCUGAAAAAUAUUGCUG